This is a messenger RNA of Candidula unifasciata, 2619 nucleotides long. The record is from the annotation of a GenBank genome assembly. Lineage: Eukaryota; Metazoa; Mollusca; Gastropoda; Stylommatophora; Geomitridae.
AUAUUUGAGUAUUUAAAAUCAAAGAAUAACUUUGUGGAGCGCCUGCUGUAUCACAUUGGCACUUCAGCAGUUAUGGACUUGCUACUACGUUUAAUAACUUGCAUAGAAUCACCAGAAACUCGCAGAGCUGUCAUUGAGUGGCUAAACAAGGAAAAAAUUGUUGCAAAACUGGUGGAUUCUAUUGUAGCGUUUACAGACGACGAUAUUCAUUGCAAUGCAGCUCAGUCUCUUUGUGAUAUUGUGCGGCUGGGUCGAGAACAGUUCACUCAACAGCAAGAUGCAUCAGACCCAGACCCUCUUCUAGUAACAAUGGAACAUGAAGAAACAGUAGCCCGGUUGUUGUCCAACAUGUUUGACUCUGGCAAGAAUGAAUCAGUACUCGCCAAUGGUCUUUGCGUUAUACAUACACUGCUGGAAGUACGAAGACACAGUACAGAGCUGUCUGACCACCUUGUGAAUGGGGAGACCGACCGUUGUACUCAGGGUUUAAAUAAUGUCAUAGCAGCUCUUAUUCCACGACUGAAAGACUUUCAUGAUCUUUUACUCAACCCACCAAAGCAAUGUUACAGUACUAUGCCUACAUCGUGUGGAAUCUUGGCCCCUCCACUUGGCAAUACAAGACUCCAAGUAGCAAAACUGGUCACAGCUCUAAUUGGAGCUAACAUGUUUCAAGUCAAUGUAGAACUGGCCUCUCUUAAAACAGUACCAACAUUAUUGGAAUUGUUCUUCACAUAUGAAUGGAAUAACUUUUUACAUACUCAAGUCGAACAGUGCCUUCUCUUAAUAUUUAAUAAUGGAUCCAUAGAGAUUAAUGGCCAACUUCAGCAUCCUUUGUUAACACAGUUGUUUACUGAGUAUGGCUUGAUACAAAAGGUGGUAGCUCAGUGGGAGGGCAAUGAACAGCACCAAAAUGUAAAAAAUGGCAAGCGACGAGGCUUCAUGGGACACCUCACAAAAAUUGCCAACUCAAUAUCGGGGCUACAAGAGAAGAACUCAACUUUGGUCACAGAAAUAUAUAAUGAGCUUUCACAAGAUGUUAGGGAUAAAUGGGAAGCUUUUGUUGCUGGACCUUUGGCAGAAGUUAAUAAAAAGAAUAUGAUAGAAUUGAUGCGGAAUCAUCCUUUGGCCUCUAGUAGCGACGAUGAGGAAGCAGACUUUAAAGACAUUCCAUUUCCUCAAGACACGGCCAUGCAACAGGCCUUCUCUGACUAUCAGUUACAGCAGAUGACCAGUAAUUUCAUUGAUCAAUUUGGCUUUAAUGAUGAGGAGUUUGCCGAGCAGGAUGACAAAAUUGACUCUGCUUUCUCUGAUAAAAUUUCAAGUAUCAAUUCAGAAGUUCAAGCACAUGAUAAUCAAGCAAGCGCUACAUUGUUUGAGCAAGUCUGCAACGAGAGACUUCAGCAGUUUGAAGAUGAUAGUGAUGAGGAUAUCUGGGAAGAAAAACCUGUUGCUUUUAAUAAAACUACCCAGCAUGCAAGACUAGAAAGGUUACAAGCUGCCACAGCUAGAUGUCACAGCAGUGAUGAGGACAGCACAGACAGUGGAGAAGAACUGGACUCUCCCGUCCGGAUAAUGCAGCAUCCAGCUGAGGGCAUGGAUGUUGACAAUUCUGAAGUGGGUCAUUGGCCGGCAGACUCAACUUCCCAGUCAGAUCAUACUGCAAUGGACACUACGUAUUCACCUUGGGAAAAACUGUCACCGGCUGAAGCCGCUACAACCACCACUGCAUCACCACCAGAAGAAAGUUGGGCUGAUUUUACAAAACUUCCCACACAGUCAGAGACUGAAGAGAACUGGGCAGAUUUUGCUUCUUUUACAAACAUCCAGUCUUCUUCUGUUCGGGGCCCUAGAAUGAGUUCUCCAGUGGAGAUGGACACAACCGAAAAUGUUGCGAGAGGCAGCCCAUAUGGGGACACGCAUGUGACGAGCCAUGAAGAGGAGGAGAAGGACAGUGACAGCUUGCAGCCAGAUUCAACGUCACAGAUACAUUCUGCAUGUGUGGUUAACGGCAAUCCCUCACCACUUCCAGACUCAUCGCCACAUGAUGUGUCUCACACUGCGGCUGUUUCACUUUCUGUGGAGGCAUCGGCCGCAGAUUCCCAAGUUUCGAGCACAUCAUCAGAGUCCAUUAACCCAGCCAGUGAAUGUAAACUCCAGACUGUGGUGUCAGUGAGCAGCACUUUACCUGAUUCAUUUAGGACCAGUACCUCAGAAGCUUCUACAGAUUAUGUAGGUUUGGGCACACCUGCUGUUGGCAGUGCUGGUAAACACAUUCAGGAAGAUGGCCCUUGUGAUCUUGGGUCCAAUUUCAACUUCCUGGCUGGUGCUGGAUUGAUCAAGCCUAUCCCUGCCCCUGCAACCUGCUCCGUCAAUAGUCAGCUGUUAGAGUCACAAGACACGGAACCUGUGACAGCUCCUACCUCACAGUCAACAGCAGUUGUACCUCCCUCAUCCAUAUUACCCGCAGAAGUGACCGAUGGUCACUCGAGGCAUCAAGAACCAGAUACUGCUCAGUCUACAUUAACACCAGCUCAAAAACUUGAACAAGCCAGAGCACAAGCAAAGGAUGCUCAGGAACUGUUUGACGCAGCUGUUACUGUUCACAACGGCCCCGUCUGA